AUGUCUAGUGAUCAUACGCGCGACCCAUGCCCUUGGGUGAUCCUCAACGACUUUGGCGGCGCUUUCUCGAUGGGUGCUGUCGGUGGUGGUAUCUGGUAUGGCAUCAAGGGUGCAAGGAACUCCCCAAGAGGAGAGCGAUUCGUCGGUGCCAUCUCACAAAUAAAAGCCCGCGCACCAGUGACAGGCGGCAACUUUGGUAUUUGGGGUGGUAUGUUCUCGACAUUCGACUGCGCGGUGAAGGGAUACCGGCAAAAGGAGGACGCAUGGAAUGCGAUCAUCUCUGGUUUCAUGACUGGUGGCUGCCUUGCUCUGCGAAGUGGCCCAAAAUCGGCACUAGGGUCCGCCAUUGCUUGCGGUAUCCUGCUCGGUGUGUUCGAGGGUGUCGGUGUUCUGCUGGGACGGGUGUUCAGCGAAGGCCAGGGACCACCAAUGGCUCAAUUACCCCCUCAACCUGCACCAGCAGCAUGA
Molecule: messenger RNA, 468 nt
Organism: Coprinopsis cinerea okayama7#130
Lineage: Eukaryota; Fungi; Basidiomycota; Agaricomycetes; Agaricales; Psathyrellaceae
Product: mitochondrial import inner membrane translocase subunit
Exons: 4
Coding region: 1-468 (155 amino acids)
Biological process (GO): protein import into mitochondrial matrix
Cellular component (GO): TIM23 mitochondrial import inner membrane translocase complex; mitochondrial inner membrane
Molecular function (GO): transmembrane protein transporter activity
Source: RefSeq, a predicted model, not a curated record